Molecule: messenger RNA, 1560 nt
Organism: Entamoeba invadens IP1
Lineage: Eukaryota; Evosea; Mastigamoebida; Endamoebidae
Exons: 1
Coding region: 1-1560 (519 amino acids)
Source: RefSeq, a predicted model, not a curated record
AUGGUAGUGCGUACAUUGAUAGUCUUUGCACUGUUGAUAUCUGUGCAUUCCUUUGAGAGUCCUAUCACGUCCGACUUUCGUGAGAGUUUAAUAGACCGGACAAACCACAGUCGACAUCUUCUUUCAUCGAACGAUUGGACUUAUAUAACAGUCGACAAUUUUCAGUUUGGUGCUGUACCUUUUCCUGUUGAAGGGGAUACUCAAAUCUAUGAUAUCACACAAUUGAAUUACUCGAGGUAUGAAGAUUCCUUACUUCUUGAAGGGUGGUGGCUCUUUAUUAUAAUAAUAGGUGUAAUUAUAGUUUCAUUAGUAUGGUACUUAGCUCGCCCAUGUCUUGGUGGUGUAAGAGGGACACGGGGAUGUUUAUGUCCCAAAGCGUUUGUGAAAGCGAAAGGGGAAGGGUACAGUUAUGUUCAUGUGAAGAUGUGUCAGAUGUGUACAUUAGUUUGGGUCUUAGCUGUAUCUAUAGUGAUUCUCAUCACUUUCAUGUAUAAUUCAGCUCUUGCCGCUGACAUGAAAGCGGUCGACGAGUCUUCAAAAAGUGUCGUGACUGCUGUCGAUCGAAACAUUCGGUUGAUCAACAACGCGUUUUACGCAAUCCCAUUCAGCUCGUAUGAAACUGUUUUUAAUGCCUCAAUGAAAUUGGUGCAAAAAAUGGAAGUCGAAAUUAAAACAAAUGUCGGAGGGUUCGGAGAUUACACUAAAAAGUAUAACAAGACGCGAGAAGGGCUUACAUUGUUUGGGUUGUAUGUCACUAGUUUCAUGUUGGUCUUAUUAGUCUUUGCCACGUGUACUAUGCAUUACCAGAUGUCUUCUGGCAUUUCUAUAUUUGGGUGGUUCUUAGCGAGUGUUUUAUUGUUUUCUGCAGCAGUGACAUAUCCAUUAAAUGUCUCUGUAUCAGACGCUUGUUUGGUCGGAGAUAACAUAUUGAAUUCCAAGAAUUAUGAAGAGCAGAGUAUUGUCCUCCACUUCUUUCCAAUCAAUGAUCCAGCUAUCUUACAAAUCAGAGACUUAUUUAAUGUGACGUUCAGAACACAAAUUGUUGAUGAAAUGAAUGAAUUCUUGAAGAAAAAUUGUGGGUCUAAUUUACUGUGUCCUACUGACAGAACUGUCACACUCGAUAAUUAUAUGAAUUUCAAAUACGUCCCGUUCAUUACUGGAAGUCUGUUGUACUCAUCAGAAGUGUGUCAAACAAAAUGCAUUGAACCAUAUAUGCAAGACCUUGCAAAGAAAUACACCGCGUAUUUCAAUCAAAUGAAUAUCAUCGACGAUGUCGUUUAUGGCCCAAUAGAAAGUAUUAGACACGGAACUCCAUUCAUUAAUUACGUGUAUAGCGUGAUGAAAUUCAUGUGCACAGACGACAUAUUCUUCUAUGUCACUGUGAUGACAGCACUGUUGUGCUUAUCGGGAAUUUUGACAUUCUUAUUGUCAAUUGUAUCAAUGAUUACUGGAAAAAGAUUCAACAUGCACAACAAAGCGAGACCCACCCAAAAAGAACUCGAGUUCAGAGGGUCGCCUAACCAGUUCGAGCUCCCCAAUUUCGACUUCUUCGAUUAUUAA